UUGGUCUCCUCAAACUUCUUCCUUUUCUCUCUUGAGUCUUUUUCCUCUUAGAUAACCUCGAGAGAAAAAAUCAAGCUCAAGAGAAAAAAGGAAGAACAUCCAAGUUAGUUGAUCAUAUAUGGCGCCUGCUUCAUUGCCGCCCGGUUUUCGUUUCCAUCCAACUGAUGAAGAAUUGGUGGCUUAUUACCUUAAUAGGAAGAUAAAUGGUCGUAAGAUUGAUCUAGAGGUUAUUGCGGAAGUGGAUCUCUAUAAAUGCGAACCUUGGGACUUGCCAAGUAAAUCUCUAUUGCCGAGCAAGGAUUUGGAGUGGUACUUUUUUAGCCCUAGGGAUCGGAAGUACCCUAAUGGGUCAAGGACAAACCGUGCAACGAAGGCGGGUUAUUGGAAGGCCACGGGAAAAGAUCGAAAGGUAAACUCUCAAAUGCGAGCGGUGGGGAUGAAGAAAACAUUGGUUUAUUAUCGAGGAAGAGCACCUCACGGUCAUCGAACUGAUUGGGUUAUGCAUGAGUAUCGCCUUGAUGAGAGGGAGUGCGAAGUUGUUUCUGGCUUGCAGGAUGCCUAUGCACUAUGUCGAAUAUUCAAGAAAACAGCACCACCCAGCCCACCGAAGAUUGCACCACAAUAUGGUUAUAACACAAAUAUGACGAGUGAUCAACAGUCCUCAAGCAUCGACAUUUACACAGACGGAAGAUGUGAUGACUUUGAAAGCUCUACUGCUUACUCGGUGCCCAUUGAGAGAUCAUGCUCAACCAAUAACUUCGCUCGAGGCCAUGCUUCAUCUUCUUCAUCACAUCGCAAUAUGGGUGAUGGCCAAUGGUUGCACUAUCUAAAUGAUCAAAAUGAUUUUAGCUUCCCAACACCGGCUUUUCAAAAUUCUGCCUCCCUUCCAUAUCCGCCUUCCAAGGUUGACAUUGCUAUAGAAUGCGCGAGAAUGCAGCAUCGUUUCACCUUACCUCCUCUGGAAGUAGAAGGAUCUCCAAAUUUUGGAGCAACAAAUCUAUCUAAUAUGGGAAUACGUCAAUCAUAUUAUAACAACAAUGGCAAUACAAAUACCGGAGGAGAUAUUCUAGACGAAAUCCUUUCAGUAGCUCAAGCUCAACAUGAUCUCAUAAAUCACCCUAACAACACUACUACUACCCCAGAUAUGAUGCAAAGCUAUAACAACAACAACUAUGGUAACAUAAUGAACCAGCAACCGAGUUCUAUGAGGCCGAUAAUGGAGAACUCAUGGGAGGAUAUGAACACGAGGUUGGUUGGAAUUGGAGGUGUUGAUGAGUUGACAAAAACAGAAAGGAUGGUGGAUUUUUCGGAUUUGGUUGUUUUUGAUGAACGAAAUUCGGACAAGGAUUUGAGGGGGGAGUAUGGCAUAGUCCCUAUAGAAAACACUUCAACUUUAUUCCACGGGGAGCUCGACAUACAAGAUGAUCCAAACAAGAGCUUCAUCAACGACAACGAUUUAGACAACUUCUCAAGCACACCAAGCUUCGAGGUGUUCGAGGAGGUGGAGGUUAACCAAAGCCUAUAUGUUUCAUCCCAGUGGUUAGCUGAGACACGGUUCCACCACGUACAGCCAACUAAAACAGUUCAAGUAUACUUACAACGUGCCAUAGGAUUAAAAAACACCAGCAACGAUGAUUCGUUUCAAGUCGAUAGUAAGUCUUCAUUUUUCGAGAAAGUGGCAGGGUUUGCAAGGAACAAUCUCAAUGGAAGUGCAAAAUCUACACCAAGAAUGAUAACCAAAACUACGGCUUAUUGCUACGCUAACAAGGUAGAAGGGAUCAUGUCAAGUUGGUUAGUGAAUAGGGUUUGGCCUUCACUAACUGUUAUUUUGGCUCUUUGUAUGUACCAUUUGGGCUAACCAUAUUAUACACCCUUAACCUAAACCUCCACUAAUUUUUAUUGAUUAAAUUUUCGACCUAUCAUUUUAGGUUAUUAAUGAUUCAGGUAAGGUUGUUAAUCCACCUUUGCUAGGAUCUAAUUGUAAUUUUUUUAAGAGCAUCAACUGCAGGAUAAUCGAACUAUAUACUAUUUGAUCCUUCAACAAGUAA
Messenger RNA from Spinacia oleracea (spinach), 2048 nucleotides. Its product is annotated as NAC domain-containing protein 54. Lineage: Eukaryota; Viridiplantae; Streptophyta; Magnoliopsida; Caryophyllales; Amaranthaceae. Gene Ontology annotation, molecular function: DNA binding. The transcript has 6 exons. The coding region runs from base 119 to 1858 and encodes 579 amino acids. Gene Ontology annotation, biological process: regulation of DNA-templated transcription. The record is from RefSeq and is a predicted model, not a curated record.